Seriola dumerili (greater amberjack) is the source of this 1257-nucleotide messenger RNA. RefSeq names its product nodal homolog. Gene Ontology annotation, cellular component: extracellular region. Gene Ontology annotation, molecular function: cytokine activity; growth factor activity; type I activin receptor binding. Bases 1 to 1257 code for a protein of 418 amino acids. NCBI's taxonomy places the organism in Eukaryota, Metazoa, Chordata, Actinopteri, Carangiformes, Carangidae. The transcript has 3 exons. The record is from RefSeq and is a predicted model, not a curated record. Gene Ontology annotation, biological process: BMP signaling pathway; SMAD protein signal transduction.
AUGGAAGCUAGAGUGCUGACAGUUUUCUGUAUGCUCCUCCUUGACUCUGUUGGACUUGUCUUGUCCGCUCAGAGGCUCAGACAUCACACACGCCUUGAGACCAGUUUAGCAUUUAGAAAUCUCUCAGUUAAUUAUCGCAGCAGAUACCCUCUGUACAUGAUGCAGCUGUACCGCUCCUUCAGGACUGCUGAUUUCUCAUCGUCAGCAGCUGUCAACACCGUCAUUACACAAGGUGACAACCCGUCAGCGCACAGUUCUGACUCUGUCCUGAGUCUGAUGGCCAGAGGUUGCCAUCAAGUGGGUGAAAGAUGGACAGUCACAUUUGACAUGUCAACCAUCUCUACUAGUGAACUCGUCCAGUUGGCAGAACUUCGGAUUUGGCUGCCAGCUUUCUCUGCCUCCAAGCGUGCCACUGUGGAUUUGUAUCACUCCCAAAAGCAGAGCUGUGACCCAGGCAGCACAUCAUGCCAGGAUGAGCACCUUUUCUUGGGGAGCUUUGCCACAUCACCCAGCAGCACAAAGUCUUCCUGGAAGGUUUUUAAUGUGACUGCUCUGUUGAAAUACUGGCUAUACCAAGGAGAUAGCGUGUCAAGCCAGGAGGCCUCAGGACAGUCUGAGACGGAGCAUGGGAGCGGUGCUGAGGAGGAAGGGGCGAUAACUGGCAGGUCCCUCUUCAAGAAUUUGGGAAUUAGGCAAAGAAAAAUACACCAUCCAACCAUGAACCAGGUCAUGAUGGUCAUCUUCUCUAAACAUAACCUGCCUCAGGAAGGUCAUUCAGCAUACAGUCUCAUUCAUACUGUGGAGAACUCCAAGUAUGUGACCACGGACAGAAUCAGCAGCAGUGACAGUCAAAGUCGACGCUACAAAAGGAACCGAAUGGAAAGGAUGAGAGUGGCUGCUGGAGCUGCACCUACUGCUGAACCAGCAGCAGAGCCGGUCCAGAGGCCGCUGUGUCGGAAGGUAGACAUGUGGGUGGACUUUGACCACAUUGGCUGGGAUGAGUGGAUUGUGCAUCCUAAGCGCUACAAUGCAUUUCGCUGUGAGGGAGAGUGUCCUAUACCACUGGAUGAGUCCUUCCAUCCCACCAACCAUGCAUACAUGCAGAGCCUCUUGCAUCAUCACCAUCCAGAAAGAGUAACAUGCCCAUCCUGUGUACCGACACGCCUCAGCCCACUCUCCAUGCUGUACUACGAGAACGAUGAUUUGGCCCUGCGGCAUCACGAGGACAUGAUUGUUGAAGAGUGUGGCUGUCACUGA